Messenger RNA from Aspergillus chevalieri, 525 nucleotides. RefSeq lists its product as uncharacterized. The transcript is spliced from 4 exons. Lineage: Eukaryota; Fungi; Ascomycota; Eurotiomycetes; Eurotiales; Aspergillaceae. The coding region runs from base 1 to 525 and encodes 174 amino acids. The record is from RefSeq and is a predicted model, not a curated record.
AUGCUUAUCGUUGAUUUUGAAAGAGAUAUUGGUCCCAUCAAGAUCAAGGGUACCAUCGAGAAGGCCGGUCAGAUUAAAGGCGAGAUUGGAACCCAUAUUCCAGCCUUUGACUACAAGUCACUCAAUCCAUUUGCCGGCUUUAUCAAAGAUGGCGUCCAUGGAAGCUUUGAUCUCAGGGCUGGGAUCACUGAUUCCUACUUUUGUAUAUCAGUCAAGGGCCAUGCUGUCAUAGCCCAGACCAACCUACCUGAUAAGGGACAUGAAACCACAAUCUUCGAGUUGGAGGCGACCGUUCAAGGUGCAAUUCGUUUCACCAGACACAAUAAUGUAGCUUAUUUCGAUAGUGUCGAUGGCUCGCCGUGUCAUUUCGAAUUUGACUUUCAGGGCUUCAACUUGUCACCAUUGGAUACACCUAUUGCCAUACUCACCUACAGGUCUCUCCAAAAGCUGCACGGACCUCAGACUGUUCAGGGUAUAAUUGAACCGACCAAAUAUUCCUUCAAGCCCCAGGUGGAGAAAAUAUAG